UCAUGUUGCCGGUAUGCGCUCAAUGGAAUGCUGCGUUGGUGGGAUUGAAGGUGUCGCUGUUCUUCGCUUCGUCGGAAAAAGCUGUGUGGAUUUCGCAGGUCUUGGCAAGCUUCGGCGUCGGAAGCGGGACGCGAGACGGGUCGCUAGCGUGGAAACGCGAAGCAAGCGCGGUUUUGGGCACGUCGCGUCUCCCCGCCAUUGAUUGAUUGACAGCUUCAACCUUUACUCGAAUUCUACAGAACAUUGUCUGGAGAGUUGGCACAUCAUCUCUAACAAUGCCAGUGUCGAGAGCGGAGCGUCUUGCUCAGCUGCGAGCGCUGCGGAAGGCGGGCAAGACGGGCUUUGAUGCGUACGAGGUGCAAGAGGCCGACUCCAUCUACGAGACGGUGGAUGAUGAGCAGUACAAGCAGGUCGUUCGCAAAAGACUGGACGAAGAUGACUUUGUAGUAGACGACAACGGUGCAGGCUACGCUGAUGACGGACGCGAGGAUUGGCAAGACCAGCGGGUGGUGUACGAGGAUGAUGAGAGUGAGGAGGACCUGCCGAAGCAGAGCAAAGCUGCCAAACGGAAGCGCGAGGACGAUGUGGAGCGGCAACAGAAGCUCAAUCAAGGCAUCAGCAAGUUCUUCAGCGCCAAUGCAGCAGCCUCCGCACCAAAACCGAAGCCUGUCCGCACGGCAGAGGACGAUGACUUCUUGGCCGGUCUGCUCGGCGAAGUCGAUGCGAAUGUCCCUUCUCGUGCUCCGUCCUACGGCAAACCGAUCAAGAGUAAUGAUCGGAGGAAGACGAGGGUACUAUCUCCGCCGCGAGAAGAAUCAGUGCGCUCUUACAAGCGUUUGGCGCCUGAGAAUGUCGAGAGCACGCCACCUCAUCCCAUUGCGGCCGUCGUCAAUGAUAAUGAUGACGGCUACUACGUCCACCCGCAAGAUGAUGAUGUUCCCAUGAGCGACCCGUUGCCGUCCUCGCCAGCCGCCCAAGCCGGAGAGCGCAAGGAGCAGACGGUCAUUAAGAAAGAAGCUGCUGAGGAUGACGACGACCUCAUGGAAGUCGCCGAAGCCCAGGGUCAUGCUGCUAUGAAGACCGCCAACGUCAACAUCAAGGGUAGCAGACCCGCGCCGAAGAUUGUCAAGUCGUCGUAUCCGACACCCGACAGCUCUUCGCCGACGCGUGCACCAGAGGAUGGCAUUGACAUGACGGCCAUCAACAAUGUCACGGAGAAGCUCAAUAUCCUCAGCAGCUCGUCAAGCGAAGCAGUGAGUGCUGGAAAGAUUGCUGCUAAGGACGCACUGGAAGAUGACGGUACGCUGCGGUUUUUCUGGACUGACUACACCGAAGUCAAUGGCAGCCUGUGUUUGUUCGGCAAGGUGAAGAAUCGCACCAAGGGCACUUACGUAUCAUGCUUCGUCAAGGUCGAUAACAUCCUCCGCAAGCUGUAUUUCCUGCCACGCGAGCACCGUCAGCGGCAUGGACGUGACACCUCUGACGAAGUCGAGAUGAGUGACGUCUACGAAGAAGUUGAUGGGCUCAUGACGAAGUUCAAGGUGAACAUGCACAAGAUCAAGCCAUGCUCGAGGAAGUAUGCUUUUGAGCUACCGGACAUACCGCGAGAAGCGGACUACCUCAAGCUGCUCUAUCCAUACGACAAGCCAGCCUUACCAAUGGGUAUGACUGGAGAAACAUUCUCCCACGUCUUCGGUACGAACACGGCACUGUUCGAGCAAUUCGUGCUGUGGAAGAAUAUCAUGGGCCCUUGCUGGCUCAAGAUCGAAGGUGCCGACUUCCAGGCUGUCAACAACGCCUCGUGGUGUAAGUUGGAAUUGCAGGUCACGAAGCCUAACGGCAUCACCACGGUCGGCGAUUCAGACAACCUAGAAGCACCGCCCAUGACCUUAAUGUCGCUUGCGCUGCGUACGACUAUGAACGUCAAGGAGAACAAGAAUGAAAUACUCGUCGCCAGUGUACGCUUCUACCCAGACGUGCAGCUGACAGACACCACGCCGCCCGAGAAGCUUCCAAGUCGCACCUUCACCUUCAUGCGUCCCAACGGCGAGUACCCGCUAGGCUUCAAGCUUGAGGCUGAGAAACACAAGGGUCAGAUACUUAUGGAGAAGAACGAACCUGCACUGCUCAGCAAAUUGCUGGCCAUUAUUCAGAUGCAUGAUCCCGACGCCUUCGUGGGCCACAAGCUGGACGACGUCGAUUACAACGUCCUGCUCACACGAAUGCGCGACCGCAAAACGCCCGGCUGGCAUCGCAUUGGCCGCCUAAAGCGCAGCGACUGGCCGAAGAACGUUGGCAAGGGUGGCGGCAGUUUCUUCGCUGAGCGCCAUCUUGCUGCCGGUCGCCUGCUCUGCGAUCUUGCGAACGAUAUGGGCAAGAGCAUAAUGACUGCCUGCCAGAGCUGGAGUCUCGAUGAGAUGGUCAAGCUGUAUCUUGGAGGCAAUCAUGUGCGCAAGGAGAUCGACAACGACAAAGCGCUCGCCAUGGCCGCCACCCGAGAAGGCCUGAUGAACUACGUUAAGAUGUGCGAGCUGGAUACGUACUUCAUCGCCGCAAUCGCGCUAAAGCGGCAACUCCUGCCCCUGUCGAAGGUUCUGACAAACUUGGCUGGUAACUCCUGGGCCCGAACACUCUCUGGUACGCGCGCUGAGCGGAACGAGUACAUCUUGCUGCAUGAGUUCUACCGCAAUAAGUUCAUUUGUCCCGACAAAGUUUACGGCAAAGGCGCGGCAAAUAAGAAGCUCGAAGACACUGCGGACAAUGGUGAUGAGGCCGAUGCCGCGGACACGAAGAAGAAGGACAAGUUCAAAGGCGGUCUCGUCUUCGAGCCGGAGAAGGGUCUGUACGACAAGUUCAUCCUCGUCAUGGACUUCAACUCGCUUUACCCGUCCAUUAUUCAAGAGUUCAACAUCUGCUUCACCACUGUCGACCGGUCAGACAUUGGCGCGGACGAAGACAAGGUACCUGAAGUGCCGGAGGACACGGCGAACAAGGGCAUCUUGCCGCGUCUGAUUCGCACACUCGUCAGCCGGAGACGAGAGGUCAAGAAGUUGAUGAAGGACAAGAGCAUCUCCGAGGAGCAGCGGCAGACUUGGGACGUGAAGCAGCAGGCCUUGAAGCUCACCGCCAACUCCAUGUAUGGUUGUUUGGGGUACACCAAGUCGCGCUUCUAUGCCCGGCCCCUAGCCGCCUUGACGACGAGCAAAGGUCGUGAGAUUCUGCAGUCGACUAAGGAGCUGGCCGAAUCUGCGCACGCGUUGCGCGUUAUCUAUGGUGAUACUGAUUCGGUUAUGGUCAAUACGAAUAAAGACAAUAUCCUCGAAGCGAUCAAGAUGGGCAAUGAGUUCAAGAAGGCGGUUAAUGAGCGGUAUGAGCUGCUGGAGAUUGAGAUUGACAAUAUUUUCCGUCGCCUGCUGUUGCAUGCGAAGAAGAAGUAUGCCGCCAUCAAUAUGGUCGAGGAUAAUGGGGUGUGGAGGGAGAAGAUGGAGGUGAAGGGGUUGGAUAUGAGGAGGAGAGAGUACUGUCAGCUGUCCAAGGACACCUCUACGGAACUCCUCAACUACCUCCUUUCCGGCGAAGAACCCGAAAAAGUCGUCUCCCAUAUCCACGACCACCUUCGCUCGCUAGGCGAGAAGAUGCGCUCCAACGCCAUUCCCGCCUACAAAUACACCAUCUACACCCAACUCGGCAAAGCGCCCAAAGAAUACCCGAACGCCAACUCCAUGCCCUCCGUCCAAGUCGCCCUCAAGCUCAUGGCCAAGGGCAAACAAGUCCGCGCUAAAGACGUCAUGUCCUUCAUCAUCUGCGGCUCCAGCGGGGGUUCCGCCGAGAACGCCGCCAAGAAUGCUUGUACGUUGGAUGAGGUUCUUGCGAAGGAUAGUGGACUCGUGCCGGAUGUGGAGUACUAUCUUCACAAGCAGAUUUUGCCUCCCGUGGAGAGAUUGUGUGUGCCGAUUGAGGGGACGAAUGUCAGUUUGUUGGCGGAGUGUUUGGGGUUGGAUACGAGUAAGUAUCGGCUUAGUGGGGCGAGUAAGACGAGCGAGGGGGGAAGAGGGGAUGAGAUUACCACGCUGGAGAGUCAGGUGCCGGAUCAUAUUCGGUUCAAGGAGUGUGAGGGGUUGGGGCUGCUGUGUUUGGGGUGUAAGAGACAUUUCGAGUUCCGAGGACUGAAUCAUCAGCAACCCUCCACCAGCACGCCGGAAGAGGAAACGACCCCCAUGGCGGUGGUGGCGCACACGGGUCUCACCUGUCCGCGAGAAGACUGCCGAAGGACCAUCUCCACCCUUGCGCUCUCGGCGCAACUCGAAGCGCAAAUCCGCAGACAUACCUCCCGCUACUACGCCGCCUACCUGAUCUGCGACGACGCCGCUUGCGGCAUCCGGACAAGACAGAUGUCCGUCUAUGGCCAUCGCUGCUUAGGUCCAAAGGGACUUGCGCACGGGUGUUCCGGGCGGAUGAGGUUCGAGUAUGGGGAGAAGGCGUUGUACAAUCAGUUGUUGUUUUUGCAGGGGCUGUUUGACGUGGAGAAGGCGGUGGGAAAAUUGGGGGUGAAGGGGGAGGAGGAUGAGAAGGUCAAGGUGAUGGCUGAGCUGAAUAGGGAGAGGUUCGGGGUUUGUCGAGAGGUGGUUAAGGCUUACUUGGAUAAGAGUGGGUGGGGGUGGGUUUGUAUGGAGGGGUUGUUUGGGUUUGCGCGGAAGUAAAGGGAGAUGGUGGGUGAGAUAUUGGAUUGGAUAUUGGGGUUGCUGGCUAGAUAUGGUUGGAUCGAGACUGAAGCGGUUACCAGAUAGCCUCUUCUACGUGCUCCCCGAUCGAUUAUAGUCAUCAAGCGUUCCGAUAGGGAGUAGGUGAAGGAAUCUAUACUUUUCCUUUUCCAACGGCCUAGUGCGCUGGCACAAGGUAGGCUGUUGCACGAAUGCAUUGGCUGCCUGGCGACAAGAGAGUUAAUGCCGCUGAAGGCUCUGGCUUGAUCAAUACAUACGCGCUGCCAGCAUGGAGAUUCAGCUGUACACCUAGCGGCCUAGACAAGAGAC
This is a messenger RNA of Baudoinia panamericana UAMH 10762, 5030 nucleotides long. RefSeq lists its product as uncharacterized. Gene Ontology annotation, molecular function: purine nucleotide binding; DNA replication origin binding; DNA-directed DNA polymerase activity. Gene Ontology annotation, biological process: leading strand elongation; mitotic DNA replication initiation; lagging strand elongation. Lineage: Eukaryota; Fungi; Ascomycota; Dothideomycetes; Mycosphaerellales; Teratosphaeriaceae. The transcript has 3 exons. The record is from RefSeq and is a predicted model, not a curated record. Gene Ontology annotation, cellular component: alpha DNA polymerase:primase complex. The coding region runs from base 276 to 4700 and encodes 1474 amino acids.